This is a messenger RNA of Bipolaris oryzae ATCC 44560, 1092 nucleotides long. RefSeq lists its product as uncharacterized. NCBI's taxonomy places the organism in Eukaryota, Fungi, Ascomycota, Dothideomycetes, Pleosporales, Pleosporaceae. The transcript has a single exon. Bases 1 to 1092 code for a protein of 363 amino acids. The record is from RefSeq and is a predicted model, not a curated record.
AUGGCAUCGCCAUACGACUUCACAACGGAGCAGGGACUCGGCGACUAUCUUUCUGCAGCCCAGUCAGGACACACCAGCGUAAAGCUACUUUCAGGCGGCACAGCAAACUACGUAUACCGGUGCACAAAACAAGAUGAAUCCACAAGCAUCUUCAAGCACGCCGCGCCAUACCUCCACAGCAACAAGAACUUUGCUUUUGACCCUACACGAAUGGACUACGAAGCCAACAUCCUCACUCAACUUGCCUCCAAAAGCAAACCCUUUUUCGCCAACCCCCCAAAUACAACUGCACACGCCGUCCAACUCCUAAACUACAACAAGGACAACAAGCUCCUCGAAAUCGAAGACGGCGGAACCUGCAACCUCAAAGACGCAUACACCUCCCCCGACCUCAACAUCCCCCAAAUCGGCCAGCACCUAGCAACCUGGCUCGCAGCCCUACACAACUCCUCCACCAAAACCUCCCUUGUACUCAAAGGCCAAGACAGCAGUUCAAAAAACAAUCCCAUCGGCGUCGCCGUAUACCGCCAUUCCUACCACAACUUGCACCUCGCCCUCGAGAAAUACGGUUACGACACUCACCUCGCGUACCGCAUCAACGAGGACUUUGGUAGUCUGCUCGCUACAGACGAUGAGUGCGUGUGUCACGGCGACUUCUGGCCUGGAAACGUGCUCGUACGUUCAAACGAGGCUCAACCUCCCAGUCUCACGAUUGUGGAUUGGGAAAUGGUGCGCAGGGGUACUAGUGCAACGGACGUUGGGCAGUUUGCAGCUGAGGCGUUUUUGCUCGAUCGGUUUCGAGGGGGCAGAGGCUUGCUUGCGGCGUUUUUGAAGGCGUAUGUUGCUGAGAGGAAGGAUGGUGAGGUGUUGGGGGAGAUGUGGCUAAAGAGGAUGGUGGUGCAUUGGGCGGUGCAUGUGGCGUUCUGGCCUACGCGUGUUGAAUGGACAGAUGCGGCUGGUACGCAGAAGCUGGUGGAUAUUGGUGUUGGUGCGUUGGAGGGUAUGUUGAAAGAUGAUUGGGAGAAGGUGCUGGGGUCGCCGUUACUGGAGGAUGUCGGAGAUGUUUUUGCGCCGAUUCUAGAGAGAGUAUAA